GGAAGGAGAGAGAGGAGGAGGGAGAGGCUGCCUGGCUGGGGCUCUCCUCUGUCCCUCUCUCUGUCCGCCUCGGAAGGAGCCCGACUUUCUGUUCCUGACGGUCGAGGGGCUCCUCUGUGCCCACUGCUUUCGGCAAGGGGCCAUGUCUUCUUCUGACGAAGAGACCCUCAGCGAGAGGUCCUACCGGAGCGAACGGUCCUGCAAAAGUGAGCGGUCCUACCGGAGUGAGCGGUCUGGCAGCCUGUCUCCUUGCCCACCUGGGGACACCUUGCCCUGGAAUUUACCCCUUCAUGAGCAGAAGAAGAGGAAAAGCCAGGACUCGGUCCUGGAUCCGGCCGAGAGAGCCGUUGUCAGAGUAGCAGAUGAGCGGGAUCGGGUCCAGAAAAAGACCUUCACCAAAUGGGUGAACAAGCACCUCAUGAAGGUGCGCAAGCACAUCAACGACCUCUACGAGGACCUGCGAGAUGGACACAACCUCAUCUCUCUGCUGGAGGUCCUUUCGGGGGUCAAACUGCCUCGAGAAAAGGGCCGGAUGCGCUUCCACCGGCUACAGAAUGUGCAAAUUGCGCUUGAUUUCCUGAAGCAGCGACAGGUGAAGCUGGUGAAUAUUCGCAACGAUGACAUAACGGAUGGGAACCCCAAGCUGACCCUCGGGCUGAUCUGGACCAUUAUCUUGCACUUCCAGAUCUCCGAUAUCUACAUCAGCGGAGAGUCUGGGGACAUGUCCGCCAAAGAGAAGCUCCUGCUAUGGACACAGAAAGUGACAGCGGGUUACGUGGGAGUGAAGUGCACCAACUUCUCAUCCUGUUGGAGUGAUGGAAAGAUGUUCAAUGCUAUUAUCCACAGAUACAGGCCAGAUCUGGUGGAUAUGGAGAGAGUUCAGAUUCAGAGCAGCCGGGACAAUCUGGAACAGGCCUUCGAAAUUGCUGAGCGCCUCGGGGUCACCAGGUUGCUGGAUGCAGAAGAUGUCGAUGUCCCCUCUCCAGACGAAAAGUCUGUGAUUACGUAUGUGUCUUCAAUUUAUGAUGCCUUCCCCAAAGUCCCAGAAGGAGGAGAAGGGAUCAGUGCCACCGAAGUGGAGACAAGAUGGCUGGAAUACCAGAACCACGUGGAAACCCUCAUCUCCUGGAUCAAGCAGCACACGAUAAUGAUGUCUGACAAAUCCUUUCCCCAGAACCCUGUAGAGCUUAAGGCACUUUAUAACCAAUACAUCCACUUCAAAGAAACAGAGAUCCCAGCCAAGCAGCAGGAAAAAAGGAGCAUCGAGGAGCUGUAUAAGCUGCUGGAGGUCUGGAUUGAAUUUGGCCGCCUGAAGCUGCCCCAGGGCUACCAUCCCAAUGAUGUGGAGGAGGAGUGGGGCAAACUCAUCAUCGAAAUGCUGGAGCGGGAGAAGCUGCUGCGGCCGGCCGUGGAAAGGUUGGAGCUGCUCCUGCAGAUAGCAAACAAAAUUCAGAAUGGGAGUUUGAGCUGCGAGGAGAAACUCACCCUAGCAAGGAAUACGUUGCAGGCGGAUGAAGCACACCUGGAGUCAGGUCAAACGGUGCAGUACGAGUCGGACGUGGUCAUGUACCUCCAGGAGUGUGAAGGGCUCAUCCGCCAACUCCAAGUGGAUGUUCAGAUACUCCGGGAUGAGAAUUACUACCAGCUGGAGGAGCUAGUCUUCAAGAUCAUGCGCCUCCAAGAUGAACUGGUUACCCUGAGACUUGAAUGCACCAACCUCUACCGGAAGGGGCACUUUUCCUCCCCAUCUGCUUUGGACUUGGUCCAGCCUUCCUCCUUGAGCACCCGGCACCUUAAGGCCGACCCCUUGAUGAAGGGGACGCACACCGCCACCGCUGCCACCACUGCUGCCUCAACCUCCUGGUUCCGGAAGCCCAUGACGCGUGCCGAGUUGGUGGCCAUUUCAUCCUCCGAAGACGAGGGCAACCUCCGGUUCGUGUACGAGCUGCUCUCGUGGGUGGAAGAGAUGCAGAUGAAGCUGGAGCGGGCCGAAUGGGGGAGUGACUUGCCAAGUGUUGAAUCCCAGCUGGAGGUCCAGCGCCACAUCCACAGCAGCGUAGAAAACCUGGGCUCCAGUGUAAAAGAGGCCCAGAUGUAUGAGGGUAAGAUGUCUCAAAAUUUCCGCACGAGUUACGCAGAGACACUGGGAAAGCUGGAGGUCCAGUACUGUAAACUUUUGGAAACGUCCAGUUUCCGCCUUCGCCAUCUCCAGAGCCUGUAUGAAUUUGUGUCUCGAGCGACUGCUGAAUUGAUUUGGCUAAAUGAAAAGGAAGAGGAGGAACUGGCGUAUGACUGGAGUGACAACAACCCCAACAUGGCUGCCAAGAGGAAUUAUUUCACGGAGCUCACGAUGGAGCUGGAAGAGAAACAGGAUGUUUUCCGCUCCCUCCAAGACACAGCCGAGUUGUUGUCCCUGGAGAACCACCCAGCCAAGCAAACUGUGGAGGCCUACAGUGCGGCUGUGCAAACGCAAUGGCAAUGGAUCCGGCAAUUGUGUCUGUGUGUGGAUCAGCAUGUGAAGGAGAAUACGGCCUAUUUCCAGUUCUUCAGUGACGCCCGCGAUUCAGAGUCGUACCUGAGGAAUCUCCAGGACACCAUCAAAAGAAAGUAUUGCUGUGACCGGAACACCAGCCUGACCCGCCUGGAAGACCUCCUCCAGGACUCCAUGGCAAAGGAUGAAAAGGAGCAGUUGAUCCAGUCCAAGAGUUCUGUGGCCAGUCUGGUGGGCCGCUCCAAGAGCAUUGUCCAGCUGAAGCCACGGAACCCCGACCACAUUUUGAAGAACACCAUCUCCGUGAAGGCCAUCUGCGACUAUCGCCAGAUAGAGAUCACCAUCUGCAAGAAUGACGAGUGUGUCCUGGAAGACAAUUCUCAGCGGACCAAGUGGAAGGUCAUCAGCCCCACUGGGAACGAAGCCAUGGUCCCGUCUGUUUGCUUCCUGGUGCCUCCUCCCAACAAGGAGGCCAUUGAUGUGGCCUGCAGAGUGGAGCAGCUGUACCAGAAAGUGAUGUCCCUCUGGCACCAGCUCCAUGUCAACAUGAAGAGCCUUGUCUCCUGGAACUACUUGAGGAAAGACAUCUCCAUGGUCCAAGGCUGGAAUGUGGAGAAGCUGAGGGCUUUGCCCCCCGGGGAAUGCCACCAGUCCAUGAGGAACUUGCAGGUGCACUAUGAGGACUUCUUGGAGGACAGCCAGGAUUCGGAGCUCUUCUCUGUGGCCGAUCGGCUGCGCCUGGAAGAGGAGGUAGAUGCAAGCAAGGAGCAUUUCCAACAGCUGAUGCAGUCCAUGGAAAACGAGGACAAAGACGAGACGGCUUCUCGGACGUACCUCUCCGAGCUGAAAAACAUCCGCCUUCACCUGGACGAAUGUGAGCAGCGGCUGGUGGGCACCAUCCGUACACCGAGCAGCACCAGAACAGAUGGGGAUGCCUUGCAGGAAAAUACCUUCCGGAUCGCUGAGCAGGAGCGGUUGAAGGAAGAUUUGCAAAAUCUGAAGGCAGACAUGGAGCAGCUUUCUGAGAGAUGCAACAUUUUCCUGCACAAGUCUCCGACCGGAUCCAGCACCCCACACCUCCGAUCUGAGCUGAACCUGCUAGUGGAAAAGAUGGACCACAUCUAUGGGCUUUCUUCCAUCUACCUGGACAAGUUAAAGACGGUGGACGUCAUCAUUCGAAAUACUCAAGGAGCUGAGUCUUUGGUCAAGGGCUAUGAGGUGAAGCUCAGCCAAGAGGAAGCUGUGCCAACUGACCUGGCCACCAUUCGCUCUCACCGGACCACUUUGCAGCAAUGGAUCGGCGAAGUGAAAGAGAAGAAGACCGUCUUCACAGCGUUGGAAGAUGACUUGGCAAGAGCCAAAGUGGUGGCAGACCAGCUCUACCGCCUGAAACAGGAGCGCAGCGUUGACCUGGAGCGAUACCAAGAGAAAGGGGCCCAACUAUGGGACCGAUGGCAAAGGGUCAGCCUCCAAAUUGAGACUCGCCAUUCAGAUCUGGAGGGCAUUGAGGAUGUUCUGAGUGAUUAUCGGAACUGCCAUGGGGCCCUGAUCCAGUGGAUCGAGGAAACCACGGCGCAGCAGGAGCGGAUGAAGCUGGGGCAGGCGGAAGACAGCCGCAUCCUUUCGGAGCAGCUCAGCCAACAGAUGGCCCUCUUUGCUGAAAUAGAGGCAAAUCAAGCCAAGCUGGACCAGUGUCAGAAACUGUCUCAACAAUAUUCGGCAGCCGUCAAGGACUAUGAGCUGCAGCUGAUGACGUACCGUGCCUUUGUGGAAUCGCAGCAGAAGUCCCCUGUGAAACGCCGGCGCAUGCUUUCCUCCUCUGACACCAUCACGCAAGAGUUCAUGGAUCUACGGACGCGCUACACAGCCCUGGUGACGCUGACCACACAACAUGUGAAGUACAUCAGUGACGCCCUACGGCGACUAGAAGAAGAAGAGAAAGUUGUGGAGGAAGAGAAGCAGGAGCGUGUGGACAAGGUGAAGGAACUCCUGGGUUGGGUCACAAGUUUUAAGCAAAGUGCACAGUUCAAAAGCAUCCCACCAAAGAGCAAAGAGCUGGGCGAUAUCGAGAAGUCCAUCUUGGAACAGCAGGUUCUUAAUGAGGAACUGGCUGCAAAGAAGGAGCAGGUCUCAGAAGCCAUUAAAACCACGCAGAUCUUCAUUGCAAAGCAUAGCCACAAGCUUUCUGGCCAGGAGAAGGAAGAGAUUUCGGACCAGCUGAAUGUCCUGCAGGCAACGUACAACCAGCUCUGCUCCGAAUCCACAGAGCAGCUUCAGCAGCUGCAAAGCCACAUGGCUCAGGAGACAGCCCACAAGGGAACGGAGACUGUGGCAGGAGUGCUAGACCUUGGCACAAUGGAAGUCUUCCAUGUUUCGGGGGCCAUGCAGAAAGGCCUCCUGGACAAAGAAACAGGCCUCCUGCUCCUGGAAACCCAAGUGGUCACAGGAGGCCUUGUGGUUCCCAGCACUGGAGAAAAACUCUCGCUUUCAGAAGGCUUAGCAAGAGACAUCAUAAACAUUAGGACCUACCAAGAGUUGCAGGAGCUGCAGAGUGCGGUCCAGUUGGUGGACAGCAGUGACCCUAAAGGGCAGCCACUUCUUCCUCUUGUGGCUGCCAUGUCAGAUGGGACAAUCAAUGAAAGUGUUGCUCUGAAAAUCUCAGAAGUGCAGCUCCUCACUGGUGGGUUUAGAGAGCCCUCCAGCCAUGGGAGGAUCAGCUUAGAAGAGGCCCUGCUAAGAGGCGUGGUUAACACUCACUUUCAUGAAAAACUGGACACUUACCUGAAUUCUUGCAAGACUUUGAUCGACCCCAAUUCAGCCAAGAAGAUUGGCUUGAAGGACCUGCUGCAGCAGUGCAUCCUUGAUCAGGAGACAGGGCUGAGGUUGCUUCCAGUUAGGCAGCUGGCAGGUGGGAUGGUGAGUCUAACGUCAGGCCAGAAAGUCAACAUCUUUCGUGCAGUUCAGGAAGGACUGAUAGAGACACAGGUAGCCGUGCGGUUACUGGAAGCCCAGCUCUUUGCUGGUGGCAUUGUGGACCCUAAGAGUGGCCACCGGUUGACUGUGGCAGAGGCUGCAAGACAUAAUUUGAUUGACCAAGAUCUGGCUUGUGCUCUUCUGGUCCGGCAACUGCAGACAGGUGGCAUCGUUGAUACGGUGACAGGAGAAAGGCUGUCGCUGGAUGAAGCUGUGAGGAAAGACUUGAUGACAUCAAGAAUGGCUGUGGUGGUCUUGGAAUCUCUUUGGUCAUUUCAGGGUCUAUUGCAACCUGAGUCGGGUGAGAUCCUCACAGUGGCAACUGCGCUGGAUCAGGGCAUCUUGUCUUCCGAAUUGGCCCAUAAGCUCCUAAGCCAGAGGCAAUACAUCGAGGCCAUCUUUAUACCAGAAACCCGAGAGAUUGUGCCCUGGCAGAAGGUUGUUGAUGGUGUGAUCCUGAGCCAAGAUAUUGCCAAGAAAUUAAAAUCAACACUCCUUCCUGAUGUCAUGCCAAACAUGCCCCUUGCAGAUGCACCAACCAGCAGAUCGAAAAAGACUAUCCCAUCUUCAGAUAGCCCAGUGGAUCAUGGAGAACAGAGUGAGGAUCUGUUAAGGAGCUGUGAAGAAAGAAUGCUGUUCUAUUUGAUGACCCACAGCUAUGUUGACACCCAGAGUGGCCAAAAAUUGCUCCUCCUGCCAAGUGAAGAGGUAAUCCACCUUGCUGAAAUUGUUGAGCCCACCAUAGAGAAGGUGCCUUACUCUCAACCCAUAGAAGCAAGCAAACACCAACCUCAAGGCUGGGAGGUUGUGGAGGACAGGAAGGCUGCAGCUGUGGAGGCAGAAUCCUGUAAUAAUUUGGCCUGGAAAGAACUUGAACUGAAUUUCUCAGCAUCACAAAAAAAGCUUAAGAAAGAUCCAACAUCAGGCAUUUGUCCAUCUGCCAAAAAGAAUGAAAGGGAAACCAUAUGUCAAAAUGUAGGAAGGGACGUGAAUGUGAAGAAGCGAGAGAAGGAGGUGAAUUCUGUGGGAGACUUUGGAAGUGAAAUGGAUGACUCCAAAAGAGAAUCGGGACAGAUAACAAUGCAGAAGCGAAGUGAAACAGAACUGCUAAUAUGUAAAUCCCUAAAAACUUCUAGCACUGAGAAAGAAUUGGGAGACAUGAAGAUGGGACUGGAAGAUGAUAAGUUGGCCAAACAGCCAGCAGAAGAAGAGACAAUACUUUCUGAAGAGCAAGAGAGAGUCUCUGAAAUUGGAAGAAGUUGCAUUGAAAAAGAAACCAGCAUGUCUCUUGGUAAAUGGGAGUUGAUGGAGGACUCGCAAAACUUGAAAAAGAAUGCACUGGAAAAAGUGAUUCUUGCAGCAACAAGUGAAGGUUCUGAUGUUAACUGGCUAAAUAUGGAGGAAGUAGAAAAUGGAUCAAUAGAAACCCUCCUUUAUCAAGCUGAAGGGAAGAUUACAGAUGAACUUAGUAAGGAAAGACGGCUGGAUGUGGAAGAAGGAGUAGUUCAUUCCCAUCAGACUGAAAUGUCGACAUUUCCCAAAUUGUCCACGGAGGAAGAUGAUACUCUGAAUACACUGAUAACACAACUAUGUGACGGUGGCAUAAUAAAUGAACAGACGGGGAAGAAGAUGCUCUUGGAUGAGUCUGUAGCCUGCGGAGUUGUGCCCAGUCACACAGCCAUCAAGUUGAUGGGCGAGAUGAAAAUGUUUGGUGGCUUCUUUGAUGCUGAGACCUGCGAAUCGUUGACCACUGAAGAAGUAAUCCACGAAGGACUGAUGGACGAGAAGCUUCUCCAAAAAGUGCUGGCCUCUGAUCAAGCCAUAAGUGGAGUGAUCGAUCCACUCAGCAAAGCCAUUUACUCCAUCAAGGAUUCGGCGGAGGUUGGUUUGUUGGAUAAGGAAACUUCUGCAAGGAUCCUGGAAGGGCAAGUGGUCACUGGUGGGAUUGUUGACUUCAAGCGUGGCAAGAAAGUGUCAGUCACUUUGGCUUCCAAGCUUGGCUUGGUGGAGCGACCCACCCAAGAAGAGCUCAAGAAACUAGAGAAGGCGUCUAAGGGGAAAGGCACUGACAGUGCAACCAAAGAGAAACUGAUCUCUUUGCAAGCUGAAAUAGGUGGCAUUGUAGAUCCUAAAACCAAAGAACCUUUGAUGGUCCCCCAGGCUGUAGGAAAGGGAUUGCUGUCUAAGGAAAUGGCCUCUCAGGUCCUGAUGAAGCAGAUAGCCGAGGGAGGGAUCCUUCACCACAAGACAGGCAUGAGACUUUCAGUAGAAGAUGCCAUUGUGCAUGGAUUGAUUGACCAAGGGCUCUAUGACGAUCUCAAAAAGGCAGAAAGUGUGUGUUAUCAUCAGUAUGUUCAUCCAGAAACAAAAGAACUCAUGUCCUUACCGCAAGCCGUAGCCCUUGGAUUGGUCAGCUCAGAUUUUCAAAGCAAAGUUCAAGGCAUACAAGCCUCAACUGGAAGCAUAUUUGACCCAGUAUCUGGUCAGAAAAUGACAUUGACUAAUGCAGUGAAGGAAGGAUUAUUACCCAAGCCAGUUAUGGAAAAAGCGGUGAUCUCCUCUGAAAUGAAGCAUGCAAUUGUUGAUCCAGAGAGCUGUCAGCUGAUUCCCUACUCAGAACUGGUCAGGAAGAGCAAAAUUGAUGUUGAAUCAGGACAGAGAUAUUUGGAGGUUGUCCCCUUUCGAGACCUCAAAGACGAAAGGAACGGUAAUGUGCUUCUGUGUCCAGAGGCAGUUAAACUUGGAAAGGUGGAGCCCACACUUGCAUUGAGGUUGUUGCAGACCCAAGCGGAGACUGGUGGCAUUAUAGAGCCUUCCACUGGCCAGAGAUUGUCUCUGGCUGCUGCUUUGGAUGCUGGGUUGGUGGAUGAAGACAUGGCCGAAGCCAUUGCUGUCAAUCAGCUCUUAAGGGGAGGGAUUGUCAGUACCGAAAUUGGAGAACGAGUGACAUUGAAGGAGGCAGUUGAAAUAGGAGUUAUCAGCAAGAAAUUGGACAGUGCAAUUCAAAGAAGUUCUCCAGUAACCAGUGGAAGUGAUGAUGUGAAAGAGCAUGACGGUUACCAGCCACAGCCGUUGCUGCAGAACGGUACCUCAAAGACUGAAGUAUUGGACGUUUGCAAAUAUUCUGCUGACAGCAAUGAUGUGAAACAAUCAGUAGUGUCUGAAGCAACAGACCCCAAGAUAUCUGAAGAGGCCACUACUGAUUCUUACAAAGGAAUUCAGGAGAUGCAGGAAGAGGCUGGUGACCCAGUGCUACCCUCCCUUCCUCUUACUUCUGUCCAAAAUAGCUUAUCUAGGCAACUUUUAGGAGAAAGCAAACUGGAAUCUGAGCUGGCCUUGAUGCUGGAUCCAGUUGGAGCCAUGCAACUGAAGGCCCAGAAAAAGGACAUUAAGAGGAAAAACAAAUUGAGGCGGGAAGGACUCUGGAGAGGAGAGGCUGAAAAGCAAACUGGAAGUGAUCAAGUGGCUGAAAGGAAAUGGGAAGAUGUGGUGCAGAAUGAGAGGAUUAAUGGGGACCAGAAACAAAAAGAGAGUGAUAGCACAACUCUUGACCUCAAUGAAGCUGAGAGAACCAUCUGCUUCAAAUCUCAGGAGACGUCUGCCUCCAGUGAACUUGGUCCUGCAAGUCAACAAGAGAAUGAGAAAACUGGCAUUGAUUCUGAAGAACCUGCCAAGCUUAAAGAGUCUAAGAAGCCGGCCUCAGAUGAAACUCUGUUGGUAGACACCAAGACUGAAGAGCCAAGACUGGGGUAUGAGUUCAGAAGCCAAGAUCACAAUGCUUCAGAAAGUGCUGAUGUAGAGCCCACCAAAAAGAAGAAGAAAACCAAAAGGAGUAAAAAGCAGGUUGCCAUCACGAGAGAACAUGAUAAGUUACCUGAAUCUUCUCAGCAGAGACCUUCCCAGAUUCCUAUCCCAGAUUCCAAAGAAAACUUGAUGCAGAGAAUCAAAGGUGAGUUGACUUCUCACGUCCAAGUAUCCUUCCAGGAGAAAAUCUCUGGCAAGAUGGUGAGGAAUCUGCUCAAGCUAGAACAAGUGGAUGGGAAGAAACUGGAUCAGCAAGCAUUUGGAAAAGAGGAGAAAGAAGCUGGAGUUAAAGAGAAUAUCACAGAUGACCAGAAAGUGAGCAUUAUCCCAAAGACAGAUGUGUUGGGAGAGGUAGCUGAACAAAAUUCCUCAUUAGUGGCAGCUACAGCAGAAAUAAAAAUGAAGGAUAUGCUGGAAGAAAAAAGAUCUCAAGAAAAUGCCCAAGAGCCAUGCCUUCCAAAUGAUGAGGUAUCCAAAUUAAUGGGCAUAGAUGACUCAAAAUCCUCUGAGCCUUCAGAGACAGAGGCCAUUCUAGAAGCUGAACCCAGGGGUUCUUCUCCUAUAUCCUCUCUUCUACAAGAGAAUACCAUCCAAGAGGUGAUUGAGGGAGAUGUCAAUGUUGAUGUUAAAGUGCUGCCGAUGGCUGAGGAAGAAGAGGAGACUUGGGAUGCUGACUCUCAGGGAGGCAAUAUGCCUGGUCCAGAGGAGCAGUCAUUGCAAGAAAAUGAGUUUCCAGAAGGCGAGAGGGAUUCUUCUGCUAGAACAUCACCCAACCUCCCAGACGUAGCCCUGAAAAUGACCAGAGAAAGCGAGAAUGCCAAUGAAGAAGGAUCCUGCAUGGUUGAAGAUGGUGACAAGAGAUGGCCGGAAGCUCCCAAACUUGCCAAGACUCUACACAGUAAACAGCUUUGUCUGGAAUACGAUGAAAAGCUGGUUGCGUUGUUGUCCAGGGUGCGUGACAUCGAAAUGCACAUUCAGCGGGUUCAGCUUCCAGAGAUGAGCUCAGCCGCACUGCAGGACCUGCUCCGCCAAGCUGAGGCCUUGGACACGGAGCUGAAGACUCUGUCAUCCCCAGUGACUCAGGAUCUGGAAGCAGCGAAAGGGAUUCUGGCCGGCCGGCCCCAAGAGGUCCCUGAGCAAUUGCUGAAGGCUUUGGAGAAAGAUGCCAAGAACCUCCAGCGCUCUUUUGGCUCCGUGAGCGAAGCCUUGGCCGCUUGGCUGCUCAACCUUCGCACUGCAGCGGAAGAGGAAAAGUCUAAAGUUCUGGCACAGCAUGAAACACUCCAGGGCAAACUGCAGGGGUUGCUCACCUGGGUCUCGGAGACCACGCAGUUUCUCGACAGCCUUGAACCUCUCACCAAAACCAAGGACUCUGGCCGGCUGAAUUCCUGCCUUCAGAGCUACAAGGAGCUGAAGGAGACCCUCGCAGACACCAAAUCCCAGCUGGAUGCGGCGGCCUUUGACAUCCAGGUCUUCAUCUCUGAGCAUGCACAGGAUCUAACACCUGAGCAAAGCAGGCGACUCCUGAGGCUGCUCAAUGAACUGCAGAGCUCCUUCCGGGAGCUUUCAGAGAGACUGGCCACUCGGACGGAGGUCCUGCAGGUCUGUCUCCAGCAAGCGGAGCAGACAGACCAGACCCUCCAAGAACAGCAAGUAAUCCGUAGCCGGAACUUGGAGGAGUUGCGCACCUGGAUGAAUCAAGCGGAGACUCGUUUGCUGGACCCACAAGGAGCCGUGAGCCAAGGAGAGCUUUCAUUGCUGGAGCAGAGGCAGAGCGACAUCAAGGACCUGCAGCGGAACAUGCACAUCCGGGCAGCCUCCUUUGCUGGCAUCUUGAAAGCGACCGAGGAGUUUUUGGAGGAGAACCGGAUGAAGCUGGACCCCCGGGAGCUGGCCUCCUUGCAAGAAAGGCACCACCAGGCUCAGGAUCAGUACCACUCCUUGCAGGAGAAGGUGGAAGCCGCACAGAAGGAGCUCGAAACUGCCGUCAGCACAGUGGUCCAGCAGCAGACGGAGAAGGUCAGAGCGAUCAAAGACUUUGAAGAAAACCAGAGCAAGAUUGAAUCCCUUCUGCAUUGGGUGUCUUCAUUGGGACAGUCCAGAGAGCUCCCCAAAGGCAUGGUGAGGCCAAUGGGGCACGAAGCCAGAGGAGAGGGAAAUGCAAGGUACCAAGAUGCUCCCGACGGCUGGCUGGUGGAUGCAGACAGAGUGGAAGAGAAUCUCGAUUUGCACUACCAAAACUUGAAGGCCCACCACCAAGAGCUUCUUUCCCAGCAGCAAGGCGUCCUCCUAUCCACACAGUCGGCCCAAGCCUUUCUGGACAAACAAGGGCACAAUCUUGCACCAGCAGAGAAGCAGAGACUCCAAGGAAAGCUGGAGCAACUGAAGGACCAGUAUGCCAUCACUUUGUCGCAGUCGGAGAUGCAGCUCAAACAGGUACAGGUGUUGCACGAUGAGUUGCAGAAGUUCUUGCGGGACCACAUGGAGUUUGAGGCCUGGCUGGGACCGGCCGAGCAAGAGCUGGAGAAGAUGCACGAAAGAGACGGCAGCCUCGAGUCCCUCCGGCUGAUGCUCCGCCGGCAGAGCAGCUUCUCGGAGGAUGUGAUCUCCCACAAAGGGGAUCUGCGGUUUGUUACCAUGUCGGGGCAGAAAGUGUUGGAUGCAGAGAAGGGGGCAGCGGCGGCAGUGGGUGCAACUGGACCAGAGGUUUCAGCCACUGGAGCAUUGGUGAAGAGCAAGUUGGAUGACGCCACCAAGAGAUACAGUGCUCUCCACUCCAAGUGCACAGCCCUUGGUUCUCACCUGAACAUGCUGCUGGAUCGGUCUCAGCAAUUCCAAGAUGUGGCAAACUCCCUCCAGAUGUGGAUACAAGAGAGUGAGGCUACUGUGGCCAAGCUCAUCUCCGAACCCAUUUCCUCUGACCCAGCCGUUUUGCAGAAGCAGCUGGCCAGUGCUAAGCAUCUUCAGGAGGAUCUUGCAGAACACCAGGUGCCUGUGGAGAAACUUGAAAAGGCGGCACGGUCUCUUCUGGAGAUACACCAAGCCCCAAUGCCGGACCACAGAGACAUUCAGCGAACCACAGAUUCCAUUGUGAGCCGUUUCCAGAGUCUCUCUGGCCGAAUGGCGGAGCACUCAGACCUCUUGCAGAAGGCCAUUGCCCAGUCACAGAGCGCCCAGGAAGGGCUGGAGAGCCUCGUCCGGUCCAUGGCGGAGAUAGAGGGAAACCUCCACCGGGAAGACGUUGCCACUUUCUCCUCUACUUCCAUCCAGGAAGCCCUUGCUACAAACAUGAAGCUGAAGCAGGACAUGGCCAGGCAGAGGAGCAGCCUAGAAGCCACCCGGGAGAUGGUGACACGCUUCAUGGAGACGGCCGAGAGGACCACAGCGGCUGCCUUGCAGAGCCAGCUGGCAGAGGUGACAGAGCGCUUCGGGAGAUUGUGUCGGCAGCAGCAAGAGAAGGAGGACGCCCUGAAGGACCUUCUCCCCAAAGUGGAGCAGUACGAACAGCUCUCCAAGAAGCUGGAGCAGUUCACGGAGAGCCGGGCCCGACUCCUGGCCUCGGGGAACCAGCCAGACCAUGAUAUCGCUCAUUUCUCCCAGCAGAUCCAGGAGGUCAAUUCUGAAAUGAAUCAGCGGCACGAAGACCUGGAAACGUUGGAACGUCUGACCGCAGAGCUCAACUCUUGUGCGUUUCCACUGGCAGGCUCCUCUUCGCACCAGGAGAAAGUGCGUAAUUUGCGGAAAGACUUUGCACAGCUGCAGAAAACAGCAAGGGAGAGAGAGAAAGGUGCAUCGUCCUGCCAGGAGCAGUUGGACGAAUUCCGAAAACUGGUUGGGUCCAUCAGACAUUGGCUGAAAGAAACAGAGGCGAAUAUCCCAGCCACAGAGACUUCUUUGGGCACCCAUGAGCUGGAGAAGCGGAUGCAGCAAAUUGAGGUCUUGCUGGAUGAAUGGACAGGAAGGGGAUCCCUUGUGGAGGAGAUCAACCGGAGAGGGACGGCGCUGGAGAGUUUGAUUGUUGAGAUUACAGCUCCUGAUGCACAAUCCAAGACAGGUUCUGUGCUGCCCACUGGGGGAAGUUCUGUUGGCAGCGUUAAUGGAUAUCACACCUGCAAAGAUCUGACGGAGAUCCAGUGUGACAUGUCAGAUGUGAACCAACAGUAUGAGGGUCUGGGUGCCACCUUGCAGGGGCGUCAGGAGCAGCUGUCUUCCAUGUUGGCAAAGAUGAGGGACACCCAGGAGGAGGUGGGCUCCAUCCUGACGUGGCUGGAGUCAAAGGAGAGGACCCUGAAAUCUUUGGAGGCCUCCUCCUCACCAACGAAGUCGGAGACUGUGAAAGCUCAGGCGGAGCACAACAAGGCACUUCUGGCUGAGUUGGAGCAGAAUGCCGUAAAGGUCCAGAAAGCAAAGCAGUCCCUAUCUGGACUCCUGGAGAAAUAUCCUGAAUCGCCAGAAGUAGGAAAUUGGAAGCGGACGUUGGAGGACUUAAAUUCCAGGUGGACCCGUGCCAAUCAAGUGACAGCGGAGCGCCAGCAGAAGCUGGAAAAAUCUGCCAACGAACUGGCAAGCUUCCAGGUUGCCGAAGGCCAGUUGCGCCCCUGGUUGAUGGAGAAGGAGCUCAUGAUGAGUGUGCUUGGACCGCUGUCCAUUGACCCCAACAUGCUGAGUGCACAGAAGCAGCAGGUUCAGUUCAUGCUGAAGGAGUUUGAGGCUCGCAAGCCCCAGUAUGACCAGCUGAACGAGGCGGCCCAAGGGAUCCUGACCAGCCCCGGUGAGGCCUCUUCCUCAGCCAGCCACAUGCAGGAGGAUCUCCAGGCUGUCAACCAAAAAUGGAUGGCGCUCAUGGAGCGUCUCAACUCCCGCUCGAGCCAAAUCGACCAGGCCAUUGUGAAGAGCACCCAGUACCAGGAGCUGGUCCAAGGCUUGUCUGAGAAGGUCAAGGCAGCCGGGCAGCGCCUGAGCACCCAGUUGGCGGUCAGCACCCAACCAGAGGCCGUGAAGCAGCAGCUGGAGGAGACCAGCGAGAUCCGCUCGGACCUGGAGCAGCUGGAAGAGGAGAUCACAGAAGCCCAGGCCUUGUGCGAGGAGCUCUCGGUCCUCAUUGGGGAGCAGUACCUCAGGGACGAGCUGAAGAAGCGCUUGGAGACCGUGGCCCUUCCGCUCAAAGGCUUGGAGGACUUGGCAGCUGACCGAAUGAAUCGUCUGCAAACUGCGCUUGCAAGCUCCCAGCAGUUCCAGCAGAUGUUCGAUGAGCUCCAAACUUGGCUGGAUGACAAAGUGAGGCAGCAGGCCCAGAGCGGUCCCAUCUCGGCCAAGCUGGAGAGACUGCAGUCUCAGAUCCAGGAGCAGGAAGAGUUGCAGAAGAGCCUCAACCAACACAGUGGCUCCUAUGAAAUGAUUGUGGCGGAAGGAGAGUCCUUGCUUCUCUCGGCUCACCCCGGGGAGGAGAAAGCCAACCUGCAAAGCCAGCUGGCUAACUUGAAAGCCAACUGGGAAGAACUUAGCAAGCAAAUUGUGGACCGGCAUGCCAAGCUCAAGGACUGCUUGCAGAAGGCUCAGAAGUACCAGCGCCACGUUGAAGAUCUUUUCCCAUGGGUAGAGGACUGCAGGUCAAAGGUGAUGGAGUUGGAAGUGACUCUGGAUCCAGUGCAGCUGGAAGCCACUCUUCUACGGUCAAAAGCCAUGCUGAGCGAUGUGGAGAAACGGCGGACCCUCCUAGAGAUGCUAAACAGUGCUGCUGACAUACUCAUCAAUGCCUCAGAAAUGGAUGAAGAUGAGGUCAGGGACGAGAAAGCUGGGAUCAACCAGAAGAUGGACACCAUCACAGAGGAGCUCCAGGCUAAGACAGGGUCCCUUGAAGAAAUGUCACAGCGGCUGAAAGAGUUCCAGGAAAGUCUUAGAAACAUUGAGAAGAAACUGGAAGGGACAAAGCACCAGCUAGAGAUCUAUGAUGCCCUUGGCCCUCAGGCUUGCAGCAGUAAGAACUUGGAGAAGCUGAGAGCCCAACAGGAGGCUCUUCAGGCAUUGGGGCCCCAGGUAGAUUACCUAAAGAACUUCACCCAGGGCUUGGUAGAAGAUGCUCCAGAUGGCUCAGACUCUUCCCAUCUCUUGACCCAAGCAGAGGUCGCCCAGCAAGACUUCAAAGCAGUCAGCCAAAAAGUGAACGAAUGUUGUGUGCUUAUGGAAAGCAAGCUGGAAGGCAUCGGACAAUUCAGCAACCAUGUUCGGGAGAUGUUCUCUCAGCUGGCGGACUUGGAUGAUGAGCUGGACAGCAUGGGCCCUGUUGGGAGGGACAUGGACAGUCUCCAGUCCCAGGCAGAAGAUGUCCAUGACUUCCUGGGCAAGCUUCAGCAACUAAAGCUGGACAUCCAAGCUUCUGAGAAGAGGUGCCGGCAGAUGCUGGACGAGGAGGGAAGCCCUGACCUCAUAGGGCUGAAACGUGAACUGGAGACCAUCAACAAGCAAUGCGGCAAACUGACUGAGCGAGGAAAAAGUCGCCUGGAGCAAGUGGACGCAGCUCUGGCUCGUGUCAGGGACUUCUACAACAAACUGAAGGAGCUGAACUACAUGACGGCCGCUGCGGAGGAGAGUGAAGCAUUGCAAUGGGUGGUGGGGACUGAGGUGGAGGUCAUCAACCAGCAGCUGGCAGGUUUCAAGUUGUUCCAGAAGGAGCAAGUGGACCCUUUGCAGCUGAAACUCCAGCAAGUCAAUGGGAUUGGUCAGGGACUCAUCCAGAGCGCAGGAAAGAAUUGCGAUGUGCAGGGCUUGGAACACGACAUGGAAGCCAUCAAUGCCCGUUGGAAUACCCUCAACAAAAAGGUAGCCCAGAGAACUGCGCAACUGCAGGAAGCCCUAUUGCACUGUGGGAAAUUUCAGGAUGCACUGGAACCUUUGCUCAGCUGGUUGGCAGACACAGAGGAGCUCAUCUCCAAUCAGAAGCCCCCGUCGGCCGAAUACAAAGUAGUAAAGGCUCAGAUCCAGGAGCAAAAGCUACUCCAACGUCUCCUGGAUGACCGGAAAGCCACUGUCGAGAUGAUCCAAGCUGAGGGUGGAAGGAUAGCACAGUCAGCCGAGCCUACAGACAGGGAGAAGAUAGUGGGCCAACUGGAGAGUCUCGGAAGCCGCUGGGCAGGUCUCCUCAGCAAAGCUGCAGCCAGGCAAAAUCAACUGGAGGAGAUCCUGGUUUUGGCCAAGCAGUUCCAUGAAACAUCGGAGCCCAUCUCUGACUGGUUGACGGUGACAGAGAAGAAACUGGCUAAUUCGGAGCCAAUUGGGACUCAGACACCUAAAAUCCAGCAGCAGAUCACCCGGCAUAAGGCUCUAGAGGAAGAGAUAAAGAGCCAGGCUCCGGCCGUGACUCAGGCGGUCAGCUUUGGUCAGUCCCUGGCCAUCCUGAGUUGCCGCCUGGAGCAGGCCUCUUUAGCUGAGAAGCUGGACCUACUGGAGUCCCGCUAUGCCGAGGUUUGUGACCGGUGUAGCCGCAAGGCCGCUCUCCUGGACCAGGCUUUGGCCAACGCCCGGAUCUUUGGGGAGGACGAGGUGGAGGUGCUCAACUGGCUGGCUGAGGUGGAGGACAAGCUCAGCUCAGUCGCCGUCAAGGAUUACAAGCGGGACAUCCUGCAGAGGCAGCAUGCCAACCAGCUGGCCUUGAAUGACGAGAUCGUGAACCGCAAGAAGAACGUCGACCAGGCCAUUAAGAAUGGGCAGGCCCUUCUGAAGCAAACCACAGGGGAAGAGGUGCUGCUUAUCCAGGAGAAAUUGGAUGGCAUCAAGACCCGCUAUUCAGACAUCACCGCCGCCAGCUCAAAGGCUCUUCGUACUCUGGAACAGGCCCGGCAGCUGGCCACCAAGUUCCAGUCUACACACGAGGAGCUGACUGGCUGGAUGAGCCAGGUGGAGGAGGAACUGGUGUCUGGUGGGGGGCUCUCGCCCGUCGGGGAGCAGAUCCCUCAGUUCCAGCAGAGACAAAAGGAACUAAAGAAAGAAGUGAUGGAGCACAGGCUGAUCCUUGACACCGUGAAUGAAGUGAGUCGUGCCCUCUUGGAGCUGGUGCCCUGGCGUGCCCGGGAGGGGCUGGAUAAGCUUGUCUCGGACACAAAUGAGCGCUACAAGGAGAUCAGUGACACCAUCAAGCAAAGAGUGGAAGAAAUAGAUGCCGCAAUACAACGGUCCCAACAGUAUGAGCAAGCGGCUGAUUCAGAACUUGCCUGGAUUGCGGAGACAAAACGGAAGUUGAUGGCGCUUGGCCCAAUCCGCCUGGAGCAGGACCAAACCACUGCGCAGCUUCAGGUCCAAAAGGCAUUCUCCAUUGACAUAAUUCGGCACAAAGAUUCCAUGGAUGAGCUACUGAGUCAGCGGAGUGAGAUCUUUGGGACGUGUGGAGAGGAGCAGAAGGCCAUGCUGCAGGAGAAGACUGAGUCCCUUCUGCAGCAGUACAACGACAUCAGCCACCUCAAUUCAGAGCGCUACGCACGUCUAGAGCGUGCCCAGGUCUUGGUCAACCAGUUCUGGGAGACAUAUGAAGAGCUGAACCCUUGGCUUGAGGAGACACAGACACUGAUUGGGCAACUGCCCCCUCCAGCCAUUGACCAUGAGCAUCUCAAGCAGCAGCAAGAGGACAUGAGGCAACUGAGGGAGUCAAUCGCUGAACACAAACCCCACAUUGACAAGCUGCUGAAAAUUGGACCCCAGCUGAAGGAGCUGAACCCUGAGGAAGGCGAGAUGGUGCAGGAAAAAUACCUGGCAGCAGAAGCCACCUAUUCACGCAUCAAAGAGGAAGUCCGGCAGCGGGCCCUGGCACUGGAUGAAGCUGUCUCACAGUCGACCCAGAUAUCAGAGUUCCAUGAUAAGAUUGAGCCCAUGCUGGAGACGCUGGAGAACCUCUCCUCCCGGUUACGCAUGCCCCCACUGAUCCCAGCUGAGGUAGAAAAAAUCCGAGAAUGCAUCAGUGAAAACAAGAAUGCCACAAUGGAGCUGGAGAAGCUGCAGCCAUCCUUUGAAGCUCUGAAACGCCGUGGGGAAGAGCUGAUUGGGCGGUCGCAAGGAGCGGACAAGGAUCUGGCAGCCAAAGAAAUCCAGGACAAAUUAGAUCAGAUGGUGUUCUUCUGGGAAGACAUCAGAGCUCGGGCAGAGGAACGGGAAAUCAAAUACCUUGACGUCCUAGAACUGGCAGAGAAAUUCUGGUACGACAUGGCUGCCCUCCUGACCACCAUCCGAGAUACGCAGGACAUUGUCCAUGACCUGGAGAGUCCCGGAAUUGACCCAUCUAUCAUUAAGCAGCAGGUUGAAGCAGCAGAGACUAUCAAGGAAGAAACAGACAGUUUGCAUGAAGAACUGGAAUUUAUCCGGAUACUUGGGACUGAUCUUAUUUUUGCCUGUGGCGAGACAGAAAAACCAGAAGUGAAGAAAAGCAUUGAUGAGAUGAACAGUGCCUGGGAAAACCUGAACAAGACCUGGAAGGAGCGUCUUGAGCGACUGGAGGAGGCCAUGCAGUCAGCUGUGCAGUAUCAGGACACGCUGCAGGCCAUGUUUGACUGGCUGGACAACACAGUGAUCAAACUCUGCAACAUGCCUCCGGUGGGCACAGAUCUCAACACUGUAAAAGAGCAGCUGAAUGAGAUGAAGGAGUUUAAAAUGGAAGUAUACCAACAGCAAAUUGAGAUGGAGAAACUGAAUCAUCAGGGGGAAAUCAUGCUUAAAAAAGCAACAGAUGAGACGGACAGAGACAUUAUCAGGGAGCCAUUGACUGAGCUAAGGCAUCUCUGGGAAAACUUGAGUGACAAAAUUGCCCAUCGGCAGCACAAGCUGGAAGGUGCUCUCUUGGCCCUUGGCCAGUUCCAACAUGCCUUGGCAGAGUUGAUGGCAUGGCUGACUCACACGGAGGAGCUGUUGGAUGCCCAGAGGCCCAUCAAUGGCGACCCCAAGGUUAUUGAAGUGGAAUUAGCUAAGCACCAUGUGCUGAAAAACGAUGUGUUGGCCCAUCAAGCCACUGUGGAAACAGUGAACAAGGCUGGGAAUGAACUCCUGGAAUCCAAUGCAGGGGACGAUGCCAGCAGCCUCCGGAAGCGACUGGAGACGAUGAAUUCCUGUUGGGAAUCAGUGCUUCAGAAAACAGAAGAGCGGGAACAGCAGCUGCAGAUGACCCUUCAGCAGGCCCAGGGUUUCCAUGGUGAAAUUGAAGACUUCCUUCUAUGGCUCACAAGGAUGGAGAACCAGCUAUCAGCUUCUAAACCCACAGGCGGGCUACCAGAAACUGCCCGGGAACAACUCAGUGCGCACAUGGAACUCUAUGCCCAGUUCAAAGCCAACGAGGAGGUCUAUGGCCAACUCCUGGCCAAAGGGAGGCUGAUGCUAUUAGCUCGCGAUGACUCUGGUUCCGGGUCCAAGACGGAGCAGAGUGUGGCUCUCCUAGAACAGAAGUGGGGCAUCGUCAGUACCAAGAUGGAGGAGCGAAAGUCCAAGCUGGAAGAGGCCCUCAACUUGGCAACAGAGUUCCAGAACUCCCUGCAGGAUUUCAUCAACUGGCUGACUCUUGCAGAACAGAGUUUGAAUGUUGCUCCUCCGCCUAGCCUCAUCCUCGCCACUGUGCUCUCACAGAUUGAAGACCACAAGGUGUUUGCCAAUGAAGUGAAUGCCCACCGGGACCAGAUCAUUGGCCUGGACCAAAGUGGGAACCAGCUGAAGUUUCUCAGUCAGAAGCAGGACGUGGUCCUGAUCAAGAAUCUCUUGGUCAGUGUGCAGUCCCGCUGGGAAAAAGUGGUCCAGCGAUCAGUUGAAAGGGGACGGGCUCUGGAUGACGCCAGGAAGCGGGCAAAACAGUUCCAUGAAGCUUGGAAGAAGCUUGUUGACUGGCUGGAGGACGCAGAGAACCAUCUGGAUUCUGAACUGGAAAUUUCAAAUGAUCCUGACAAAAUCAAACUGCAACUCUCUAAGCACAAGGAGUUCCAAAAGACCCUGGGUGGGAAACAGCCAGUUUAUGAUACCACGAUCCGGACAGGACGAGCUCUGAAAGAAAAAGCUCAGUUCCCAGAUGACAGCCAAAGCCUGGACCAUCUUCUCGGGGAAGUCCGUGAUAAAUGGGACACUGUCUGUGGCAAGUCUGUGGAAAGGCAGCACAAACUGGAAGAGGCCCUUCUCUUCUCCGGGCAGUUCAUGGAUGCCUUGCAGGCACUGGUGGACUGGCUGUAUAAGGUGGAACCACAGCUGGCUGAAGAUCAGCCUGUCCAUGGUGACUUGGAUCUGGUCAUGAACUUAAUGGAUGCCCACAAGGUUUUCCAGAAGGAACUUGGCAAACGAACAGGGACCGUCCAGGUGCUUAAGCGCUCUGGCCGGGAGCUUAUUGAGAACAGCCGUGACGACACCACGUGGGUGAAAGUGCAGCUUCAGGAGCUGAGCAAUCGCUGGGACACUGUCUGCAAGAUGUCUGUCUUGAAACAAACCCGGCUGGAGCAAGCCUUAAAGCAGGCGGAAGAGUUCCGGACUGCUGUCCAUUUGCUGCUGGAGUGGCUCUCUGAAGCUGAGCAGACCCUUCGCUUCCGGGGCGCUUUGCCAGAUGAUGCAGAAGCCUUGCAGUCACUCAUUGAUACACACAAGGAGUUCAUGAAGAAAGUUGAGGAAAAAAGAUUAGACGUGAACUCAGCUGUGGGGAUGGGAGAGGUCAUCUUAGCUGUGUGCCACCCGGACUGCAUCACCACCAUCAAGCACUGGAUCACCAUCAUCCGAGCUCGGUUUGAAGAAGUCCUUGCGUGGGCAAAGCAGCACCAGCAGCGGCUUGAAGCAGCACUGUCAGAGCUGGUGGCCAAUGCUGAGCUGUUAGAGGAGCUCCUGGCAUGGAUUCAGUGGGCUGAAACAACGCUGAUCCAGCGGGAUCAAGAUCCCAUGCCGCAGAAUAUCGAGCAGGUCAAAGCCCUCAUUGUGGAGCACCAGUCAUUUAUGGAAGAAAUGACCCGAAAGCAGCCAGACGUGGAUCGUGUCACAAAAACAUACAAGAGGAAAACCACUGAGCCAAGCCAUGGACCUUUCAGUGAGAAAUCCCGAAGCAAUAGGAAAUCCUUGACCCAGACUGCCCCUCCUCCUAUGCCUAUUCUGUCCCAGUCAGAAGCCAAGAACCCGCGCAUCAAUCAGCUCUCAGCCCGCUGGCAGCAGGUGUGGCUGCUGGCAUUGGAGCGACAACGCAAGCUCAACGAUGCCCUGGAUAGGCUGGAAGAGUUGAAAGAGUUUUGCAAACUUGGACUUGAGGUGGGCGGAAAAAGUACAUGCGCUGAUGAAUCACAAGAAAUCACGUGUCAUGGAUUUUUUCCGGCGUAUCGACAAAGACCAGGAUGGGAAAAUCACCCGGCAAGAGUUCAUUGAUGGGAUCCGGCAUCUAAAUUUCCCACCACAAAGCUGGAGAUGACCGCAGUAGCUGAUACUUUGACCGCGAUGGUGAUGGUUACAUAGAUUAUUACGAGUUUGUUGCAGCUCUGCAUCCUAACAAAGAUGCUACCGGCCAACUACAGAUGCAGAUAAAAUCGAGGAUGAGGUGACAAGGCAAGUGGCACAGUGCAAGUGUGCAAAGAGGUUCCAAGGGAGCAGAUUGGAGAGAACAAAUACCGGUUCUUCCUCGGCAACCAGGUACAGUGUGGCUUGCAAUGCUGUCUCUACGUUUCGUAUACAUGGUUUUCCUUAGCAGACUUGCA
Sceloporus undulatus (fence lizard) is the source of this 21945-nucleotide messenger RNA. RefSeq names its product microtubule actin crosslinking factor 1 (gene MACF1). The record is from RefSeq and is a predicted model, not a curated record. Gene Ontology annotation, cellular component: keratin filament; cytoplasm; membrane. Gene Ontology annotation, biological process: regulation of focal adhesion assembly; regulation of microtubule-based process; intermediate filament bundle assembly. The transcript has 97 exons. Gene Ontology annotation, molecular function: structural molecule activity; keratin filament binding; cadherin binding. Lineage: Eukaryota; Metazoa; Chordata; Lepidosauria; Squamata; Phrynosomatidae. Bases 143 to 21619 code for a protein of 7158 amino acids.